UCGAACUGCACAUUCACGAUUCAAAAUUCCAUUAAAUGUCGACAAAAAUUCAACGUGCAGUGUCAGUAAACAAAGUGGACUUGCAAGAUUACUGCAAACAACAAAGUUGAUCAUAUGGGAUGAAGCUCCAAUGUCUAAAAAAGAAUCCAUAGAAGCAUUAGAUUAAAUGCUAAAAGAUAUUAAUGAUUCAGAAUUAUCUUUCGGUGGAAAAGUUAUUGUCUUUGGUGGAGAUUUUCGUCAAAUUCUACCUGUAGUCCCAAAAGGAACAAGACAACAACAAAUUGAUGCUAGCUUGGUUUCUUCCUACAUAUGGCCUAAAUUGACAAAAAUUUAUUUGACUGAAAAUAUGCGAGCAAGAUUAGAUUCAAACUUUUCAAGAUACAUAUUGGAUUUAGGGAAUGGGCUACCACCAAUUACAAUUAAUGAGCAUGUCAAGAUUCCUACAGCUAUGUUAAUUCCAUAUGAAAAUGAUGCUGCUUCUUUGGAUCAUUUGAUAGAUGCUGUGUUUCAUGAUAUUUCUGAUUAUUCAACAAAUAUUUCAAACAUGAUGAAUCGAGCUAUAUUGACACCAAAGAACAGUUAUGUUGAAGAAAUAAACACUUUGCUGAUCCAAAGAUUUCCUGGAGAGUUAAAACGAUAUUACAGUUUUGAUGAAUCAAUUGAUGCAUCUGAGCAGGCAAUCAUGGAAGACUUCUUACAUACUUUAACACCAAAUGGACUUCCUCCACAUGAGUUACUAUUGAAAGAAAAUUGCCCAAUCAUGUUAUUAAGAAACAUCAAUCCUUCAGAAGGGCUAUGCAACGGAACACGACUAAUCUGUCGUAAUUUUGAUCGUAAUGUUAUUCACGCAGAAAUUGCAGUUGGUCAUCACAGUGGCAAAAAGGUUUUUAUUCCAAGAAUUCCAUUUUUACCAAGUCCUGAUGAAAACAGUGGUUUUCCAUUCAAACGAACUCAAUUCCCUGUUAAACUAAGCUUUGCAAUGAGUAUAAACAAAUCACAAGGACAGACAUUGGAUUUUGUUGGAAUAUACUUACCUCAUCCAGUCUUUUCACAUGGACAACUAUAUGUAGCUUUAUCAAGAGCUAAGACUAUUUCUGCAGUCAAGAUUUUGAUACGACCAAUCUCAACUGAUGAACCAGAAAAAAACUGCACAAAAAAUAUUGUCUACACAGAAGUAUUAACAUUAGCCUCCUCUGAUUGA
Molecule: messenger RNA, 1201 nt
Organism: Carya illinoinensis
Lineage: Eukaryota; Viridiplantae; Streptophyta; Magnoliopsida; Fagales; Juglandaceae
Product: ATP-dependent DNA helicase PIF1-like
Exons: 1
Coding region: 167-1201 (344 amino acids)
Biological process (GO): DNA repair; telomere maintenance
Molecular function (GO): DNA helicase activity
Source: RefSeq, a predicted model, not a curated record